UAAUUGUAACCUCUAUACGUCAAUGAGUGAAUCUUUAAGUAAAAGAGACGUAAUGGUAGUUUGGGAGUGCUAGUGGUAUUAAAUAACAUGUCCAUAGAGACUCGCUCCAGUUCGGCCCUUUUUAAAAGGGCAGAACAAUUAAAGCGUUGGGAAGAAUCGGAUACGAAUCGCGAGUCGAUAACGCCAAAGCAAAAACCUAAAAAAGUGAAAUUCUCGUCCGGUUGUGUAUUUCUGGCAGCGUGUGCCGCGGGUGACAAGGAAGAAGUGCUACGCCUAAUCGAAAAGGGGGCCGAUAUCGACACGGCGAACGUCGACGGCCUGACGGCAUUACAUCAGGCAUGUAUAGACGACAACUUGGAUAUGGUAGAGUUUUUGGUGGAGCAUGGUUCCGAAGUAAACCGAGGUGACAAUGAAGGUUGGACGCCGCUACAUGCGACUGCCAGUUGUGGUUUUUUGUCGAUAGCCAAGUAUUUGAUAGAACACGGUGCGAACGUCGCCGCCGUCAAUAAUGAUGGAGAGCUACCGCUUGAUAUUGCCGAAUGUGAGGAUAUGGAGGACCUUCUUCAAAGCGAAAUCGAUGAACAAGGUGUUGACUGUGAUGCUGCGAGAUCUGAGGAGGAAAGACAAAUGUUUGGCGACGCGAAAGAGUGGCUGGCGAAUAAUUCUAAUCUGGUAGAUUCGAUUCAUCCAAAGACCGGCGCGACAGCCUUACAUGUAGCGUCGGCGAAAGGUUAUGUGAAAGUCAUCAAGCUUAUACUUCAGUGUGGCGCUGAUGUGGAUAAACAAGAUGUUGACGGAUGGACGCCUUUACAUGCAGCUGCCCAUUGGGGCCAAAAAGAAUCCGCUAAAAUAUUAACUGAACAUUUUGCAGAUAUGGAUAGUAAAAACUAUGUCGGUCAGACUGCUUUCGACGUUGCGGACACCGACAUGUUUCAAUAUUUGGAGGAUCUCCAGAAGAAUCAAAACAAGGAGGAAGUAUUAAAUAGGAGGCAGGCUAAGAAGCGAUCCGAGAUUUCGGCGGAACCCGAAACGCCGACGAAACUCAAGAGGAUCGAAGUCGAAAUCGAGGAGAAGGAAAAGGAUAUUUUGGAAAUCGGUGGAAUGGAUGUCUCCAGUGAAAGUGAAACAGAGUCUGACACCAGCAGUAGUGAUACGGAGUCCAACUCUGUUAAUAGUACGGAUGAGGAUAAGAAGAAUAGGGUAAAUUCAUUAACGAAUAACGAAGUAAUUACGAAUAACGACGAAGAGGCUGUGAAAAUAUCUGUAAAUACCGCCGCCCCUACUAUUCCGCCGAAACCGUUGGCCGACAAUAACUCGGACGACAAUCUGCCGACGUGGAGGAGGCCUGUUACACGACAAACCAAAGUUGACCCUAUCAAAACUUCUAGCUUUAGAGAUCGGAGCAGUACGGGUGAAAACGCUGCUAAUAACGAAAACGAAGUAUUAUUAACCAGGACAAAUAGUUUCCAAAACGAUCCUGUGUUCUACACGAAAUAUCAAGCGCUGCGUGCACGCAUUCGGGCCAGCUCGUUAUCCCAGAACAAUUCCCAAUCCUUACGCUCCCAAUCCCCAUACAUUAUUGCUCCCUCUAACAAUGUCGGGCGGCAAAGCAGAAGUGUCGGUAAAGAAAAUACAAUUGAUCACACAACCGUUAGCAGUACACCUUCGUCUGUGACAACAAGUUCGUCAAACUCUCCAACUCCUACCAGUCCGUUACCUGGCAAUCAACCCGUCCGGAGCGGUUUAAAGUUGACUUUGGGAGCGACGACGCUCCUCCCUACAAAUUCUGUCGCAACUCCGUCAACCCCCACUACCCCGGGUGGAACUAGAUUAGCUGUCAUUAAAAAUUUCUUCAAAUCGUUUGUGCCGCCCGUAAGGGACGAGGAGAGCGAAACGCAGCGAAAGGCGCACGCCAAGCGAGUACGCGAAACUCGGCGGUCCACGCAAGGCGUCACGCUAGAGGAGAUCAAAUCUGCCGAACAGCUCGUUAAAAAGAAGAACCAGACCGGCGUCAACAACAACAAUAAUAACACCAACAACAAUGAACAGGCCGAUUCCUCUAACGGUGUGAGUGUGACUGCCACUAUAACCACAGCCGCACCUACUGUUCCUACGCGUGAUAAUGAAGAGUCUGCUUCUGUGUAUGAACGCAGGCCUUCGUGGAGACUUAGGGUUGAUAAUGGCGUCAAGGUAAGUCGAUUUUUGCGCUUUCUGUACAUUUUUUCGUGUGACUAAUGUAGUUUCCCCGUUCACUUAAUUUGAUUGUCGAUUGUUUUGUCUAUUAAGUGUGCUUCAUGUUGCAUGUCUUUCAUUCAUUUCUAAGUAGUGUUCCUCGGCUUUGUACAAAAUUGUAGUGGGGUCAGCCUAAAUCAAUAAAUUUGACAGUGUAUAAAACCCAUGUCUCGUGUUUGUGCCCGUAAUUUACUAAAAACCGUUAAGGAACCUUCAAGGUUAGCGGGAUUGGGGGUAGGAUUAAGCAAAUAUACGCUAAGAAUAGCGUCGUGUAAAGCAGCCUUUGCAAGUUUGAGAAAUGAGAGAGAGUAAAACUGGGGCUAUGGAUGAUACUAAAACUUCAACUGUGAGUAUCUCGCGAAUGGACUGUCGGAAGAGGAUACUCCCAAAAGGUUAAUGGUAGUGACUAAACUCUGUUAGUGAAGUCAAAACAAAGCAAGGCAGUACCUUCAAAGAGAAAGUAUAGGUCUCCCUGGGACACAUCCACAACUUAUUGAAUACUAAAAUGGACUCUGGAUUGGUUCCAUGGUUUGUUAUGCCCUACUAAUAAACUGUCCGGAAAAUGUCCAAAGUACUCUGGAAAGGCAUUAGAGCAGUAAGCUAUCAAAUGCAACAAAAAAGCCAGAUCAUUGUAGGAGUAGUUAGGAUCUUGGGCCAGAGUAUGUAAUAUCUCAUCUGAUAUUUUUAGAAAAUGCGCACCUCCAAACUGAUUAAUGAGAAUUUUCACCUGCCGACUGAUUCAUUCUCAGUUACAAAUCCACCAUAGUGCCAAAACUUUAUUUAAAAGAUUUGAUGUGUCAGAUGGAAAAAUUACCUGUAACCUUGCAGUCUGUGUCAGAAGAACUGCAACUUAGCCAAAUUUAUAAACGGAUGCCUUUGAUUCAUCAUAUUUAUCAAGAACAUUUAUGGGACCUAAUAUGGCGACCGAUUCCAAGGUUCCUCAACUUUACAUACUGGCUGGUCAGUUGACUAAAUCAUGAGUUCGCAACAAAUAACGGUUGCCCCCCCCCCCCGGCCUUAUUUUCUCUUUUUUUAGUGUGUGCAAAAGUCAUGAUCUAGGUUGACUCCACGAUUAGUUUUAACACAUCCAUAUCGCUAUUUCAGUUGCUAUUAAAAUCCAAAUGGUCUGCUAUACAGUGCGUUUGAGAUAAUUUUAUAUUCUUAGAUACGAAAAAUUUGUCAAAUAUAAUUUUAUAUGUGACAUUAUCAUCUAUCCGAUCACAUAUUGAAACUUCCAGCGUCACACCGGAAAUCGAUGCAACUUUGGUCUCUCAAAUGCAAUGCCUAUGUUUUUUUUA
Photinus pyralis (common eastern firefly) is the source of this 3530-nucleotide messenger RNA. RefSeq names its product protein phosphatase 1 regulatory subunit 12A-like. The record is from RefSeq and is a predicted model, not a curated record. Bases 88 to 2235 code for a protein of 715 amino acids. Gene Ontology annotation, molecular function: phosphatase regulator activity; protein binding; enzyme inhibitor activity. Gene Ontology annotation, cellular component: cytoplasm. Lineage: Eukaryota; Metazoa; Arthropoda; Insecta; Coleoptera; Lampyridae. The transcript is spliced from 13 exons.